Molecule: messenger RNA, 897 nt
Organism: Lachancea meyersii CBS 8951
Lineage: Eukaryota; Fungi; Ascomycota; Saccharomycetes; Saccharomycetales; Saccharomycetaceae
Source: the annotation of a GenBank genome assembly
AUGUUCGGAUCUCGGUUAAGACUUUUGUUAUGUUUCUUGGUAGGCAUUGCGGCCCUGGCGUACGCUUUCACUCCAGAAGAAGUUGAGAUGUUCCAGCUACAGAAUGAAAUAGUGAAAGCGUAUAAAAACAAAGACCUAGACUUCUACAAGCUCCUGAAACUGCCCAAGUUGAGGGAAUCUACGUCACAAGAAAUCCGUAAAAAUCUCAGAAAACUUUCCAAGACAUAUCAUCCAGACAAGAAUAAGAAAUAUCGGAAGCUCUAUGAAAGACUGACUUUGGCGACCAAAAUACUUGAAAAUGAUUCUUAUCGUAAAACUUACGAUUACUACCUGAAAAACGGAUUUCCAGCUUACGACCACGGUAAGGGUGGAUUUUACUUCAGCAAAGUCCAGCCAAAGACUUGGUUUAUAGCCACGUUUCUAUACGUAGCGUGCGGAAUCAUCCAUUUUGUCAUUUUGAGACUGCAAAAUGACGGGAAUAGAACCCGAAUCGAGCGGUUCUUGAGAGAUGUCAGAUCCCAGGAUAACACCAGUGGUCUUGGCGAAAAGAGACUGCUUUUCAAGCAAAGCGCUGACGACGAAGGGAAAGAAAUCAUUGUUCGCAUGGGUGAUGUGUAUGUGGUGCAACCAGAUGGUGUAGAGGCUCACAUUUCCACGUCGGAUAUCAAAUCGCCUGGGCUUCGUGAUUGCAUGCUAGUCACACUUCCUCUGUGGUUUUGGAACAAGUCCUUUGGUCGCUUGUUCGCUUCCACCAUGGUUCCAGAUACUAGCAGCGUUUCCAAGCCCAAGGCUUCCAAUCAGAGGCAAAAAUCAGACCGUGUAUCCCCUAACGCAAAGGGCAAUACGAUGGAACUGCCUAACGGCAAGGUCUUGCAUUCCAGGAAAAAGAACUUGUAA